AAUGUGCCACCAUGUCUGGCUUUAUGUAUGUGUCUUGAUAAAGUUUUAGGCUAAUUUUUUUUUAUCUCAGGGGAAAUAUUCAUUUUUCCAUAUCCUCACUCUGAUUAGAGACCACAAAUAAUAGUUCCAAUUACUCCACCCAAAUGUUCCUCACUAGGUCAGUUUUAGUAAUGGGGAAAUAUAAGAGGAUUCAUAAAUUGAAAGUUGUCUAAGAUUUCAGGAAAAUGAAAAGUACUUCAUAAAUCACUAACCUCUUUUUCUUCUUAUAAUUAAUAGAGAGAUUUCAGCAACAAAAAUACAGAAAGCCUGGCUCAUUUAUGUGGACAAAACAUUGUUCAAACUCCUAAAACACGUAAUUUGUGCAGCGCAUCCUGAAAGCUUGGUCACAUUCCUUGCUGUGUCUCCAUCAUCCACCUGUCUGAGAACCUGCUAACAGACAGGAGGAAGACAGCUGGGUUUUCGGAAACCCCAAAUCAACAGCUGAGGAAGAUUGACAAGACUCUAAAAUGGCGGGUCAAGAGCUAGACCUUUACACCAAAACUUGGUCUGCCAAAAACAUUAAAGUUCAGAAUUUACAGAAUCGGAGAGUACCAGGGGAGCGGAGAGUUCCCCCACGAGAAGAGAAUCCCAGGAUGAAAUGCAGAAACUGCGGAGCCUUUGGACACACUGUAAGAAGCAAGAAGUGCCCUAUCAAGUCUUGGGAUGGUGCCAUGGCACCACUACCCUUGAGCAUCGUAAAGAAGGAAAAGGAGAACCAGGACCCAGGAAAGCGACAGAAUCCUCAGAGCCCUGAGCCAGUGAAUGAGACAGAGGAAGAGAAGAAAGAGAGAGAAAGACUAGAGCAGCAGAGGAAGGCUCUCCUGCUCAAAUUUCCCAAGAAGCCCCCAGAGAGGAGGCCUCGGAGUUGGAAGGAUACGACACAUCCUGGUGACUAUCUGAGGCGUCCGAGCAGACCGUCGUUCUUCCAUGUAAACAAGAAAUUAUCUGUGAACCGUACUCAAACUAAUCUGCCAUCAGUCAAGAAAUCAGAUGGGGAACAUGCGUGCCAUACAGCACCUUCCACAGAAGACCCUAAUAUUACCUUACCUCUCGAGGAAGAUAAAUGUCCGACCUUGGAGGUCCCUAACAUGCCAAAAACAACAGUUGGGCACAGUGAUGAGGAGCCAACCUUCAGUGAGAAGCCAGCGGACCAAAGCACAGAGUAUUGCCUCCAUCAAGUCCCGCAGGCUGCCUUCAAAGUGCAGGAGAUGAACCCCAUGCUGAACACUCAGUCACCAGCCCAGCAUUCUGAUGAAGACAAACACUCCCGCACAGCACAUACAGAUAGCCAGCGUGCUGAACUCAGCUUCAAGGUAACCCAUAAGAGAAAUCUCCAGCUCCCCACCCAGAUUAUCCAAAAUCCUCCAAAGAAACGACGAGUAAGCACCUACCAGAGACCCCAGAAGAACACUGAGAAGCCUAUGUUGGCGUCUUUCCGUGUUGUGCCACGUUCCAGUACCAGCCAAGUUGAACCAAAAGGAUUACCUCAAGUGACCGGUGUUGAACAACAGCCUCCACACAACAGAGCUCUUCUGAAUUUCACCCAGCCUUUCACUGAGUCCAAUCAUCCAUUGUCCAGCCACGUUCCAGUCCAACCUCUCCGAAUGGUCUUUACUAGAUUGAGAAAUGGCUACUGGAGCUCCAGGAUCUUCGAAGCUUCCUCAUCCCAUCCUCCUGAAAAGAAGAUGUCUUCUGAUAAGAUCUCACCCUCCCUGAAGCAGUCUGAGGAACCAUAUGCCUGGGUCCCACUGAGUCUCUUCGUAAACACCCGUCCAACCUCCUCCUUUGAGGAGAGUCACUGAGAAGAAGGUCACAUCAAAAGAGACUCUGUCUCCAGCCUCAGAGCGACUUGUAGACUAGGACUCUUGGAUGGAGGAGAGAGCAGAGGAAGCUGACUGAGCCAUUUGAUUGGGGUCCUUGGGAUAGUGGAGCAUAUGAACUGGUGGAAUACCAUCAACUGAGCAGCAGACACAGACACCAUUCGGAUCACAUAAACUGGACUUCACACGAAGUUUACUGAGGUGAAAUGUUAAGGAGUCCUCCAUGAAGUCUGUAAGAACUUGAGUUGGCAAGUGCAUGUGUUUAUUCACACAUAAGCAGAAAACCCAAAUUGACCUGUUUGGCAUCCAAGUGUCUAUAUUAGUGGAAAGUCUGGAUGACCUCCAGGACCUACAUCUUCAUUCUGACCUCAGAAGGGAGCUCUUGACUGUCACGUGUGUCGGUGAGAACCGUCGUGAAGAAAGCUCUCUUGCCCUUACAGAUGUUCUUCUUUAAUGACUUGUAAAUAGUUUUUACAGAUACGUUUCAGUGUUAAAAAAGUUCUACAAACUAUGCCAAAGAGAAAGGGAGAUGUACCGUUAUGCCUCUCCCCAAGUGCUGCAGCUGUCACUCUCCUGGAGUGAUCAGCCCUAAUCGUCCCUUAUGUUGUCCUCAUUUUCCCCAGGAAAUUAGAUGUUAGAAUUCUGUUUGUCCUUGUUAUUAAGAUGUUAUCACACUAUUCAGCCUGACUUUUUCAGUGAACACUACAAUGGCCUUUUAAUGAACAGAACAUACCCUACUUGAAGAGAACAGUUUGGACUGUCCUUGUCCCUUGCAUUCCUUUUCAAAACAGAUUUGGCUAAUAUGUACACUCACAGUCGAAAGAAAACUUGCAAUGGUGGGAUUUUUCUCAUUCUAAGUUUACAGUUUUGCUCUUUGAAUAAAACUUUUGUUUGCAAAUUGA
Messenger RNA from Peromyscus leucopus (white-footed mouse), 2761 nucleotides. RefSeq names its product chromosome X CXorf58 homolog (gene CXHXorf58). Lineage: Eukaryota; Metazoa; Chordata; Mammalia; Rodentia; Cricetidae. The transcript has 2 exons. The coding region runs from base 507 to 1841 and encodes 444 amino acids. The record is from RefSeq and is a predicted model, not a curated record.